Messenger RNA from Phaedon cochleariae (mustard beetle), 1125 nucleotides. The record is from the annotation of a GenBank genome assembly. Lineage: Eukaryota; Metazoa; Arthropoda; Insecta; Coleoptera; Chrysomelidae.
UUGCUUGAGAUGGCUUCAUUUACCUUACUCGUAGCCUUUUUGGCUUCAACAGCCACUAUUUUCGCCAAAUCUGCCUUUGGAGACAACUGCACAAUUUACAAGCUAUCUGACGCAGCUGAUGUCACAGCCAACUGCGACAACAUCGUGGUGAAAGAUAUCCAGAUCGAUGCCGGUCAAACUCUUCAGCUGUUUCUGAAAGACGCAGCUACCUUGACAUUUCAAGGAACCAUCACUUUUGACUACGCAGAAUGGCUUGGACCGGCUAUUUGGAUCAAAGGGAACGCUUUGAAAGUCCAAGGAGCGAAGUUUGAUCACCUGAUCGACGGUAGGGGAGCAUACUGGUGGGACGGUUUGGGCGGUAGCGGCAAACAAAAGCCCCUUCUUAUGAAAAUAGAGGCUACAGGCGGAUCUGUGUUCAAUAAUAUCCACCUCAAAAACUGCCCUCAAGCUUGCGUCGGCCUGGAAAACAGUGACAGUGUCACGUUGACUUACUGGGACAUCGAUAUCAUCGACGGAAAUCCUGCCAAUGGAAAAGAAGUCGGUGUGAACACUGAUGGUUUCUACAUUAUCGACUCAUCGAACGUCAAACUGUUGAAUUCUACAGUACGCAACCAAGAUAACUGCGUGCGCAUCAAUCAGGGUAGCAACAUGAGCAUUUCGAAUUUGUACUGUUAUGGUGGUCGUGGUUUAGGUUUGAUAGCAGGACUCAGCAAGACUGAUAUUGAGAAGAACACCAUCAAGGACAUCAGUUUGGAGGAUAUUAUGGUGCUUGAUGCCAAGAAUGGUAUUCAAGUGAAAACUAUCAGUGAUGCAGGCAAAGGCAAUAUCAGCAACAUCUAUUUCAAAAAUAUCAGAAUGGCAAAUAUCCGAGAAAUUGCUGUCAACGUGGAACAAGACGUAGUCAACGGCACUUCUAGUGGUGUAACGAACAAUAACAUUCCCAUCACCAAACUCAACAUGGACGAUAUCACUGGAACGUUGGCCGGCGGCGAUUCUAAGCUGGUCAACAUUGUGUGUGACCCCAAAGGAGGUUGCUCCGACUGGAGCUGGUACAGAUUCGGGUUCAGCGGUGAGGGACAGCAGAGUGUCUGCAAUUUCGUACCGACUGGAUUUAGCUGCGAAUAA